AUGUCCGGAAAUAAACUGACUGGUCCAAUCCUUUCUACUCUUGGUAAUUUAACCAAAUUGGUAUUUCAGAUUCUUGACGGCAACCAAAUUCAUGGCUUGAUUCUUUCAGAAAUUGGAAAUUUGAAGAGCCUUGGUUACCUGAGCUUAAACCGGAACACUCUCAUUGGCCCAAUCCCUUCAUCUAGUGGUAAUUUGACCAAUUUGAAAUAUUUGUCUCUUCAUUCAAAUCUCUUAGGAGGAUCAAUACCAUAUGAGCUUACAAAAUUACGUUCCUUGUAUCAUCUUGAUCUCUCUGAAAACAAAAUUUCUGGUACGGUUCCCUCUGAAAUUGGAAAACUAUUCAAUAUACAUAAAAUGGAUCUUUCUAGCAACAAAUUUAGCGGACAAAUCCCAGUUCAGUUAACAAAUUGCUCUAGUUUAGAGCGUUUGUCGCUAAGCAACAACCUUUAA
This is a messenger RNA of Ricinus communis (castor bean), 450 nucleotides long. Its product is annotated as LRR receptor-like serine/threonine-protein kinase ERL1. The transcript has a single exon. NCBI's taxonomy places the organism in Eukaryota, Viridiplantae, Streptophyta, Magnoliopsida, Malpighiales, Euphorbiaceae. Bases 1 to 450 code for a protein of 149 amino acids. The record is from RefSeq and is a predicted model, not a curated record. Gene Ontology annotation, molecular function: protein binding.